GCGGAAGCCAAAUAAGCGAAUGUAGAUUGCCUCAGAAUGUAAACAAAUUUGUACAAGGCAGGUACCACCGUUUUUUUGCAAUUAAACUUACCACCAGCACAUAAUUUACGGCACGUUUAACAUAUUGGUAAAAACAUUACUAAUGUUUGGUUGACAGUUGGUUAUUCGUCUUACAAUUUAUCGGUACAAACAACUAAAAUAGACAUAACGUUAGCUAUCUACAGUACAAUGAUGAGCAACUCGUCCACCUCAAUGGCUCAAAAUCUCAGUUUCGGAUGUGUCGGUCAAAGCCCCCUGCUGAGUUCAAAUUUUGCACUGACACAUGGACUGUUGGACUCAGCUGCCGAGCAGUUAAUGGUUCAUAAGGAUUUCCAAGCUGCUUUCGACACAUGUGAGAGAGGUCUGGUGAGCCUUUUAAACGCGGAGCAAGCAGACAGCAGGUAUGGGGAGCUGAAGGCUGCACUCUGCAUUGUGGGGAUUCAAGCAUUGGCUGAACUCAAUCAGUGGCCUGGUGUACUGGCAUGGAUUCUGCAGCAUUAUGAGUGCCCUGAGAAAAUAUCUGCAAAAAUAAUGCAGAUGUGCAUACUCCUCUACACCAAAGUGGGUGAGCAAGCUAUGAUGCAGGAGGCAGGCAAUGUUUGGCUGUGCUGCCCAUCCAAUGGGAGAUUGGCAGGAUUUGGGACUGUAGCAGAGCUUUAUUUACUACAUAUUCUAGUGCCUUUAGGUCAUAUGACAGAGGCACGGGAGUUGGUUUUUGGUGAGGUGGGAGGUAUUGCAUUCACAGAGGACCAGAAACAAACAGCACUGCAUAUCGUGGAGAAUAAAGAGAACCUCAGCCAAGAACAACCUCCAAGCCCUAAUCCCAACCCCAGUCCUGUGGUGGUGGUUGCUGGACUUAACACACCUCAAGGUGCUGUGAUUCAGAAACUUGAGGCCUUGCUUAGGCUUUUGAACAGAGGACUAUCAGUAGCCGGUGGUGGGUUAUUCUGUCUUCGGAGAGUCUUUCUGUCUGCGGUCCUUCUCUACAUGCUUUUUGUCCGAAUGGAUCCAGCUCAUCCCUCAUCCUUCCCCUGGAUCUCACAGAUGCUGCAGAUGCUGAAGCAGAUGUGGGAUGCCAUGUUUGCUCCUUACUAUCGAGCCAGAGCUCAAAGCUAACAACUGUAAAACCAUACAGCCUGGUGCUGGGAUAUUAUGGUUUAAAUUUGACUGAGAACCAUGAGCUCACCAUUGACCCUCACCAUGUAAAUAUGAAUUAGUGACUGAGAGAGAAAUUAGGGGGGCUUUUGUUGGCAACCACAACAUUUAUACCUGUGAAGGCAGAAUGUGAACAGCAUGGAUACCUGUGAAGGCAGAAUGUGAUAGUAAUAGUCCGAAUUAAUUUCCCUGGUGUUGCAGAAUCAGUUGCUCCCAUAUAGGUGUGUGUGUGCGAGCGAGCCAGAAAGCGAUUUGAGUGUGUGUGGUGACACAUUGUGUUGAUAUGAAUUGCCCAAUCCAAAACAACCUGUAAGCAAGCUAAUUGUAAUCAGAGGCAUGUCAGACAAAUUAUAACUUUUACAUGACAGUGAAAGAUUUUUAAUUGGUAAAAUGAUAAUUCUCUCAUUACAAAUUACUCCAGUAUCUUUCAGUAGGGUCUGGCUCCAGCACAUACCUUCUCAGGACAGAGACGCUGUGAGGUAUACGGGCUCAGACUGGUUGAAUGCUGCCAGAGAGGAUGGCGCAUGUAUUAGUCUGGCGCAUGUAUUAGCAAGCUAGUGUGUAUUAGCGAGCUAGUGUGCAUUAGCGAACUAGUGUGUACUAGGUUUACUAGCUAGCUAGUGUGUACUAGGUAUACUAGCUAGUAGUGUGUACUAGCUAGCUAGUGUAUACUAGGUAGCAGUGGUGUAGUGGGAGCUAUACGCAGGUUAUACCCACUUUCUUUCAGUGGGCAUUGCGUAUUACUUCUUAAUCCCCACUGAUGCAUAUCCAAGCUAUACGCCAUAUCAAUUAUGUAGUACAAUAGCGACAUGCACAAAGUAGCCUACAUAAUCACAAAGCAUGUGAAAUAUAUUCACAUGCGCAGCACACACAUAGCUCAUUUCUGCAGAAUAUCAGGCAGCAAUCACACUCACUUGGUUGUCGCAUUGGAGCAGCUCACAGAAUUGAACGACAUCAGUAGCUGGUAUUGUAGGAAAGAUGUUUAAACUUUUAUCUACCAGGAACUAAGAGUUUGGUCUGAAAUCUUGGUUGAAUCUUUGUAAUGCACAGUUCAGUCAUCAAGCGCUGUUUGAAUGAACAUUUCUAUAGGCUUCACCAAAAAAACCUUGGUAAAGUGUUACCUGGCAGAAUGAAAUCAUGAGGGCAUUUGUUUUGUAAACUCUGCCAUGUAGGCCUACAUUGUACAGUACAAACACACGGCUAGCCAAAUGGCCACUUGCUCAGUGAGCAAUUCAAUUAAAAGGCAACUACACCCUUGUCACGACUGGCGAUGAAGAGAGAAUAGGACCAAAGCGCAGCGGGUUUCGUGCUCAACAUAUUUAUUUAUCAAAUAAUGCAAACACCACGGAAGAAAACAAUAAACAAACUAACGACAUGAAACAGUGAAAGCAGGCUCAACAAAAAGCAGUGCUCUCAAACAACUACCCACGAAAAACAAAGACAAACACACCCUACUAUAUAGGACUCCCAAUCAAAGGCAACUCAACACACCUGUCUUCAAUUGAGAGUCCAACCCCAAUCAACUAGACAUAGAAACACAGACAUAGACCAGUGACAAACCCCAUAAUACAUACAUCAACUACCCUCUGCCACGUCCUGACCAAACUACAAUAACCAAAUAUACUCUAAAUGGUCUCCUGAUGUGUUUUAAGCAUUGUUGUGGACUUAGUUGUUUCUCUAUUAAAAAGUGUGAUUUUGAGUGAAAACCUGAAAAAAUAUAGUAAAACAGAAGAAAAACAACUGUAGGAAAACAGUGUUUUUCACACAGGGUGCCUUUCCUUCACCGGCAAGCCUUUUUGGAUUUUUGGGGGGCAAAAUUACAGUAUACCCAAUUCUCCAAGCACCACUGCUAGACAGGGUUUCCAGUUAGCCUGUAAUAGCUGUUUUUUAUUAUUAUUUUUUUGCAGAUUAAAUAAAAUUGCCACCUGACAACGGGAGAAGAAAAAAAAUCCCAUUGCGAAAUAAUGCUUUUUAGCCUAUUCAUUGAUGGAAAUACCAGUUGAUGGAAAUACAUUUGACCAGUCAUGCUUAUUUGUCUAUGUCUUAAUUAGCAUAAUUUUGUGGAAUUAAAUUGGCAUGUGUGUAUUAUA
Salmo salar (Atlantic salmon) is the source of this 3284-nucleotide messenger RNA. RefSeq names its product peroxisomal biogenesis factor 26 (gene pex26). Gene Ontology annotation, molecular function: ATPase binding; protein-containing complex binding. Gene Ontology annotation, biological process: protein import into peroxisome matrix; protein import into peroxisome membrane. Gene Ontology annotation, cellular component: peroxisome; peroxisomal membrane. NCBI's taxonomy places the organism in Eukaryota, Metazoa, Chordata, Actinopteri, Salmoniformes, Salmonidae. The record is from RefSeq and is a predicted model, not a curated record.